Molecule: messenger RNA, 4708 nt
Organism: Plutella xylostella (diamondback moth)
Lineage: Eukaryota; Metazoa; Arthropoda; Insecta; Lepidoptera; Plutellidae
Product: multidrug resistance protein homolog 49
Biological process (GO): oligopeptide export from mitochondrion
Cellular component (GO): mitochondrial inner membrane
Molecular function (GO): ATP hydrolysis activity; ABC-type oligopeptide transporter activity; ATP binding
Source: RefSeq, a predicted model, not a curated record
AGUAUGGAGCGGGAUUGUUGAUCAAAAGUUUUCAGAAUGACGAGCUUACUCACCCUUUUGGCUUACAUAAGAUACAUAGUUCCAUAAACCAUAAGUUGCACCUAUAGGUAACCUGUACCUACAUCAAUCUUACACCAACGACUUUUUAAUUCGGGUGUAAAACAAAUUGCCCAUACAAAAAUGCUCACAAGAGUGCUAAGCUGUCUCAGGCGGGCCCUAUGCCAAGCGCCAAGCCGCGUUAUGCCAAAAAACAGGCAGUGUUGUGCCAACCACCGCCGGGGAAACACUCCUGUCACCCGCCAUUUCCCGCGAAUAAAUCCGCGGGAACCGUUCGAAAACCCCCAUAUGAAGGAAGCAACACUGGUUACAAGUGCCCAAACCCUCACGAUCACCUUGAGGUGUUACCACAAUACUAACUUCUACAGAAUACAGGAGGGUAGUCGAGAAUGAAACGCGAUGAGUCGGCCAAGAGUCUGACUCGUUACCAAGGGACGCGCAGGCUGAGUGAGACACCUUUGUCGACGUACACCUUCAGUCGGCGCCAGAACUCGCUCACUAUCAGCAGCCUCGCCCAGCAACAAGCCUACUUCGCUGAGAAGGCUUUUAACAAGGAGAACCAGGAGGAUUUAAAUCAGAUACCCCCAGUUUCCUUCUUCAAAUUAUUCAGGUUCGCCACACCAUGGGAGAUCAGCAUGCUCAUGAUUGGCUGCGUGCUGGCGACCAUCAACGGGCUGUUCGUGCCGGUCGGGACCAUCAUCUACGGCGAGUUCACCACGCUGCUCAUAGACCGCUCCGUCAUGACCAACACUUCCACCAAGACGUUGACCAUGGAGUGGUUCGGCGGAGGGAAGGUCCUGACCAACGCGUCUAGAGAGGUGAACCGGCUCCAACUGAUCCAGGACUCGCAGGCGUUCGGCAUCGGCUGCAUCGUGUUCUCGCUGCUGCAGUUCAUCGUGGCCGCCAUCAGCAUCGACCUGUUCAACUACGCCGCGCUCAACCAGAUCGAUCGAGUGAAAGACCGAUUCUUGCGCGCCGUGUUGCGGCAAGACAUCUCGUGGUACGACCUCAACACUACCAUGAACUUCGCAACUAAAGUAUCCGAUGACGUGGAGAAGUUUCGCGAAGGCAUCGGCGAGAAGGUGCCCAUGUUCGUGUACCUCGUGCAGUCGUUCACCACCUCCGUCGUGAUCUCCUUCUUCUACGGGUGGAAGCUGACGGCGGUGAUCCUGUCGUGCGCGCCCGUGAUUAUACUGUCUACUGCUGUUGUUGCUGCUGUACAAUCAAGUCUCACUGGGAAAGAGUUGAACGCGUAUAGCGUGGCCGGAGUGAUAGCUGAGGAGGUGCUGUCCUCCAUACGGACUGUGGUGGCCUUCGGGGGAGAGGAGAAAGAAAUUAAAAGGUACAGUGACCGGCUAGAGCCCACCAAGAAGACGGGCAGCAAGAAGGGCAUGUGGGCCGGCAUCGGCAGCGGCAUCAUGUGGUUCAUCAUCUACGCGACCUACGCUCUCGCCUUCUGGUACGGAGUGGGGCUGAUCAUCGACAGCCGGCAUGAGACGUAUCCGGUUUAUACGCCCGCUGUGCUCAUGAUUGUAUUCUUCAGCGUGCUCCAAGGCGCUCAGAACGUGGGGCUCACGUCCCCUCACCUGGAAACCAUGGCCAACGCGAGGGCGUCCGCAGCCGCCAUCUACACCGUCCUGGAUCGCAAGCCGGACAUCGACAGCCUGUCUACAGAGGGCAGCAGGCCAGAACUGCACGGGGAUAUCGAGUUCAAGAAUGUAAACUUCAGAUAUCCUGCUCGGGCUGAUGUUCAGGUCCUCAACGGCUUAUCUAUAAGCAUACCUAAAAACAAGACAAUCGCGCUAGUGGGCUCCAGUGGCUGCGGGAAGUCGACAGUCCUGCAGCUGAUCCAGCGCCUGUACGACCCUGAGUCCGGAACUGUCUUGGCGUCAGGCCACGACCUGAAGCAGAUGAAUGUGAAGCAUUUGAGGACCCACAUAGCGGUCGUGGGACAGGAACCGGUCCUGUUCGCUGGAUCUAUUCGGGAUAAUAUUCGGCUCAGCAACCCGUCCUGCACAGAUGAGGAGAUCGUCGUGGCCGCCAAGCAAGCGUACUGCCACAGCUUCAUCAGAAACCUACCUGAUGGCUACGACACGAUGAUAGGCGAGCGAGGGGCGCAGUUGUCUGGUGGCCAGAAGCAGCGCAUAGCUAUAGCCAGGGCUCUGGUGCGGAGGCCCAAGAUCCUGCUGUUGGACGAGGCCACGUCCGCCCUGGACUCUCACAGCGAGGCCAAGGUGCAGAAGGCUCUAGAUGCGGCCGCCCAUGGCAGGACCACCGUCAUGGUCAGCCAUAGAUUAGCAACUGUUCUGAAUGUAGACAAAAUUUAUUUCAUUGAAAAGGGAGAAGUAUUAGAAGAGGGCACGCACGACGAGCUACUUGCGCAGAAAGGGAAAUAUUACAACCUCGUGCUGGAAAACGACCCUAAUUUAGCAGCCCCUGCUGUAGACGCCGAUGCAUCCAGACAAACUGCUGGAAAAACUGCAAGGAUGCACCGACCAAAACUAGCCAAACUAGCGUCCAUAGAAUCCAUUCAAAGCGAGGGAUCUUCGUCCGAAUCUGAAGACGAAGCUGAAGCAGAAAAGAAAGAAGAAGUAGUAAAGGAUCCAACGAAUUGGGAGAUCAUGAAACUGUGUGAACCGGAGAAAUGGCUAAUGGUGAUUGGAGUCAUAGCAGCUAUAGCUGUGGGAGCGUCGUUUCCUAUGUUUGCUAUAUUGUUUGGUGAAACUUAUGGGUUGUUCCAAAGCAAUGACGCAGAAUACAUAAUGCGCGAGACGACGAAAAUUGCAAUAUUCUUCCUCUUGGUCGGGAUAUGGACUGGAGUAGGAAUUUACUUGCAAAUAUACAUAUUCAAUCUCACUGGAGUUCGAUUAACGGAGAGAUUGAGGGUGGCAGCUUUCAGAUCAAUGCUGAAACAAGAUAUGGCGUGGUACGAUGAUCCUAAAAAUGGAGUGGGAGCAUUAUGCGGCAGAUUAGCAGCAGAUGCAGCAGCUGUUCAGGGUGCAACCGGCUCCCGAAUAGGUGCUCUGAUGCAAGCCAGCGCAACAAUCGUCAUCGGCAUAGCUCUGUCCAUGUAUUUCACGUGGCAAAUGACACUGGUGUCUUUGAUUUCCGUGCCCAUGAUCAUAGGGGCGGUGGUGCUCGAAGGAAGGGUCUUGGCUGCGGGUCUGAACACCAUGAGGGAAUCCGGAGACCGCGCCACUACUAUAGCUACGGAAGCUAUCACGAAUAUAAGGACUGUUUGCGCGUUCUGUGGUGAAGAAGGUGUAGUAAAGAGAUACCAAGAGGCUGGCAAGCAGCAACGAAUGGGAGCGGUCAGAGGCGUGCGUUUCCGAGGGAUCGUGUUUGCGUUUGGACAGACGGCGCCUGUCGCCGGCUAUGCCCUAUCUCUGUGGUAUGGGGGUGUCCUCGUGGCUAACAGGGAGAUUGAAUAUAAAUCUGCCAUCAAAGUAUCAGAGGCGCUUAUAUUCGGAGCUUGGAUGAUGGGGCAGGCUCUAGCUUUCGCUCCCAACUUCAGUGCGGCCGUGUCGGCGGCCGGGCGCGUGCUGGCGUUGCUGAACCGAGUCCCUAAAGUACAGAGCACCACUUCACCUAGCGUCCCUGAGAAUUAUAUCGCGUCAGGAGCCAUCCAAUACAAAGGCGUCCGGUUCCGCUACCCCACCCGGCGCGAGGUGGAGGUGCUGCGAGGCCUGUCCCUGGACGUGCCGAGCGGCAAGCGCGUGGCGCUGGUGGGGCCGAGCGGCUGCGGCAAGUCCACGCUGAUACAGCUGCUGCAGCGCCUGUAUGACCCAGAUGAGGGGGAUGUGUUACUCGACGAGCACAGCAUAAUCUCCGACAUGCGUCUGACCACCCUCCGCCGGAACCUGGGCAUCGUGUCUCAAGAACCAGUACUCUUCGACCGAACCAUCGCAGAGAACAUCGCGUACGGAGACAACACCAGGGAGGUGCCGAUUGAGGAGAUCGUGAAGGCGGCUAAGGAGGCUAAUGUGCACUCGUUCAUUGCUGCUUUGCCUACUGGCUACGACACCCGCAUCGGCGCGCGCGCAUCCCAGCUCUCUGGCGGACAGAAGCAGCGGAUCGCCAUCGCGAGAGCGCUCGUGCGCAACCCGCGCGUGUUGUUGUUGGACGAGGCCACUUCCGCACUGGACACGCAUAGCGAGAAGGUGGUCCAAGAAGCUUUAGACAAGGCGAGCAAAGGGCGAACCUGUCUCAUCAUCGCCCACAGACUAGCCACUAUCCAGAACGCCGACAUCAUCUGUGUAAUCGACCAAGGAGUCGUCAUAGAACGAGGCACACAUAAGGAGCUCAUCAAACUACGUGGAACUUACGCUAAAUUGUAUGAACUGCAGUGCGGUAUACAGGAAGAAGAAGAGGAGAAUUUACCGCAAGAACCUAACAACAAUACCGCUGGAAGCCCCGAUAAUAACCAGAAUCCGCCCGGCGGUAAUACGAAUAACGCUGCAGCUUAGAGGUAUCCCUUAUUAAAGCAAUGGGAAUGUAUUUCCCACAGUUUCAACUUUAACCCAUUCAGGGAGAAAACCAAUGAAAUUUUUGAAUAAGCCAUGUCACGUUAAGGGGUAUUCAGGUAGUUUUGUGUUUUCCGAUGUUUCCCUAUCAUCGCCUAAUCGUUCACUCCAGGUUUAUCUUAGUGGCG